Molecule: messenger RNA, 3645 nt
Organism: Mobula hypostoma (lesser devil ray)
Lineage: Eukaryota; Metazoa; Chordata; Chondrichthyes; Myliobatiformes; Myliobatidae
Gene: ano3
Product: anoctamin 3
Exons: 27
Coding region: 99-3098 (999 amino acids)
Biological process (GO): chloride transmembrane transport
Cellular component (GO): plasma membrane
Molecular function (GO): protein dimerization activity; chloride channel activity
Source: RefSeq, a predicted model, not a curated record
UCCGUUAAAGUCCCUCGCUGAAAGAGGAGACGGUCGGUGUUAGAUUCCACUGAGUACCGUGGGAUUUUUUUGUGUGUGAAGACUGACGAUAAGGGAAGAUGGUGCAUCACUCGAGAUCCAUUCAAUCCUUCAAGCAACAAAAGGGAAUGAACAGCAGUAUCAGUGGGAUCAUCACAGAACAGCCAUUGAAGCCAUCCCGAAGAAGCUUACCUUGUCUGGCUCAGAGUCAAACACUUCCUAACAAUCUGAGCAAGCAUUCGCUGCAGCAGGCAUCCAGUCAGAAGGAGGCAAUAAUCACAGGACCAUGUACCACAGAUUUAUCUUUUCAAAGCGAUAUGACUCCAAAGUCUGGUUCAGGUGAUAACGCUAUGGUUUACAGUUCCUCGGAGCAGACCCAUUCCAGACUUUGGCCACAAGAAUCUGUUGUUGAAUGCAUUGUUCCCUUAGAUGAAGAUAAAGAGUGGAGUACAAUAGAAUCUGAACAAAGAGCAUACGAUUCUCAGACUGAUCAUAUCUUUCUCCUCCAGAACCCAUCAAAUCAAGAUUAUUUGGAAGUUUCUAAUGACAAACAGAAGCAUAAAGGCCACUUGGUACUGGAAGACAGUCUGUUCUUCAAAGAUGGAAAGAAAAGGAUUGACUAUAUUUUGGUCUACAAAAAAUCAGAUAUGCAUGUAGAGAAAAGAAGCACCUUUGAAAAGAAUCUGCGGGCAGAAGGACUGCAACUUGAAAGAGAGCAAUCCGUCACAAAUAGUGACAUAAUGUUUGUGAAACUCCACGCACCUUGGGAAACAAUAUGUAAAUAUGCAGAAAGAAUGAACAUCUGCAUGCCCUUUAGGAAAAAAUGUUAUUAUACUGAUUGGAGGAGCAAAAUGAUGAGCAGUGUUCAGAAGAACUUGCGACAUAUCAAAAGCUGGUUGCCAAGAAACCCAAUGCAGCUUGAUAAAGAAGCUCUACCAGAUCUUGAAGAGACUGAGAGCUACACAGCACCAUUCAGUAGAGCGAGGAUGCACCACUUCACCAUAACCAACAAAGAUACAUUCUUUAGUAAUGCUACAAGAAGUAGAAUAGUGCAUCAUGUACUACAGAGGACAAAAUAUGAAGAUGGAAAAUCUAAAAUGGGUUUAAAUAGGUUACUCAACAAUGGAACGUAUGAUGCUGCCUUCCCUCCACAUGAGGGAAGCUACAAGAGCAGGCAUUCGAUCAUAACACAUGGCGCACUUAAUCACAGGCAUUUACUAUAUGAGCGCUGGGCUCGUUGGGGCAUGUGGUACAAGUACCAACCAUUGGACCUCAUCAGGCGAUACUUUGGUGAGAAGAUUGGCCUGUACUUUGCCUGGUUGGGAUGGUACACCGGGAUGCUUAUCCCUGCUGCCCUGGUUGGGGUGCUUGUAUUUCUUUAUGGAUUACUUACAGCCGACCACAGCCAAGUCAGCAGAGAGAUCUGUGAAGCCAAUAAAACUCUAAUGUGUCCAAUGUGUGAGCGUAACUGUUCCUACUGGAUGCUAAAUGAAAGUUGUGUUUAUGCAAAGGUAACGCAUUUGUUUGAUAAUGGAGGCACAGUUUUCUUUGCCAUUUUCAUGGCUCUUUGGGCUACAGUAUUUUUGGAAUUUUGGAAAAGACGGCGUGCGGUUCUCACUUACAACUGGGAUCUAAUUGACUGGGAGGAAGAAGAGGAGGAACUUCGUCCCCAGUUUGAAGCAAAAUAUUCCAAGAAAGAACGUGUUAAUCCCAUCACAGGGAAGCCAGAGCCCUUCCAACCAUUCAUUGAUAAACUCAGCAGGCUGCUUGUGUCUGUCUCAGGAAUAUUUUUCAUGAUUUUGCUGGUCCUGGCUGCAGUCUUUGGCGUGGUGUUGUAUCGUCUUGUGACGAUGGAGCUCUUUGCAUCUUUCCGAUGGGAAUUUGUGAAGAAAAACUGGCAGUUUGCCACAGCUGGAUCUGGGGUCUGCAUUAACUUCGCUAUUAUCAUGGCACUGAAUGUGGUUUAUGAAAAAGUUGCACAGAUGCUUACAAAUUGGGAGCACCCGCGUACAGAGUCAGAAUGGGAGAACAGCUUUGCUUUGAAAAUGUUUCUCUUUGAGUUUGUCAACCUCAACAGUUCAAUCUUCUACGUUGCCUUCUUCCUCGGCAGGUUUGCAGGACGGCCUGGUGCUUAUGCCAAGCUGUUUCACAGGUGGAGACUGGAAGAGUGUCAUCCCAGUGGCUGUUUGAUUGACCUCUGCAUGCAGAUGGGAAUCAUCAUGGUGCUGAAGCAAAUGUGGAACAACUUUAUGGAGCUCGGCUACCCACUGUUACAGAAUUGGUGGUCACGAAGGAAGGUGAAGAAAGCCAGUCAGAGUGAGAAGAAUGACAAUUACCUACCUCAGUGGGAGCAGGAUUGGAAUCUGCAGCCUAUGAACAUCCAUGGACUGAUAGAUGAAUAUCUAGAAAUGGUCUUACAGUUUGGCUUCACAACCAUAUUUGUUGCUGCCUUCCCACUGGCUCCUCUCCUCGCUCUCCUAAACAAUAUCAUUGAAAUAAGACUGGAUGCCUACAAAUUCGUCACGCAGUGGAGACGGCCGUUACCUGCCAGAGCAACAGAUAUAGGGAUAUGGUAUGGAAUCCUGGAAGGAAUCGGUGUGCUCGCAGUGAUCACCAAUGCCUUUGUGAUUGCCAUCACUUCGGACUACAUCCCUCGCUUUGUCUACACAUAUAAAUACGGUCCUUGUGCAGACCAGGGAUAUACACAUGAAGAAUGUUUGACGGGCUAUGUAAAUAGCAGCUUAUCCUAUUUCAAUAAAAGUGACUUUGGGACACAUGAAAAAGGCUUCUGCAGGUACAGAGACUACAGGGCUCCUCCAUGGGAUCACAAUCGAUAUGAAGUCACCUUGCAAUUCUGGCAUGUUCUGGCUGCACGUUUGGCUUUCAUCAUUGUGUUUGAGCAUUUUGUGUUUGGCUUCAAGACCUUCAUAGCUUACCUAAUCCCAGAUAUGCCUAAAGACUUGUGUGACCGAAUGCGUCGAGAGAAAUACUUGGUACAGGAAAUGAUGUACGAGGCAGAGUUGGAACACCUGCAAAAGGAACGGAAAAAGAGUGGCAAAAGAUACCAUGAAUGGCCUUAGCAUGACCAAUGCAACCACCGAACAGAUACUUAAAAUGGACUGCACUGCUACAGAAGAUGGAGAUGCCAGCUAUGCUGCACAAGUUCUUGCAAGUUUUUAUUAUAUAUAUAUAUAAAAUAAUGUGUAUUAUAAAUAUGUGUAUUAUGUAUAUAUAAAAAACUUUUAUAAUUAUAAAGACCUCGAUUGCAUGCUUUCAAAAGGAAAAAAAAGUUGAAUGCUCAGUCCAUGUUUGGAUUUUAAGUCCAGAAGGCAGGUUGUUGAGGACGCCCUUUGGAAAUCAUUUGGUGUUCAUUUUAUUUACGUUACUCUGCACAAAUUAGUUUAAGCUCACUGAUCAGAAUUCGAUGUUCCAUCUUUAUCGAAGGAUGAAGUUUAUUUGCAAGCGACUUCUCUGUUCCUUUAGGUUUUUUCCCCACGUGUCCCUGCUCUUGACCAUUUCCUUUCUAAGCCUGCCAUGGGAAGCCUGAUCCCAAAAGGACUGAUGGUGAGCAGAAUUACAAACUGGUUUGCAGGGCCUGUACUGGAUCACUGCUGUCGACUACUAACA